UCCAUCUGCUGGCAAGGCCAAAAUCAGAACAGCCCAUAGAAGAAUCAUGAUUUUGAAUCAUCCUGAUAAAGGUGGAUCACCUUACUUAGCAACAAAAAUUAAUGAAGCAAAAGACUUGUUGGAAUCCAGUACCAAAAAUUGA
This is a messenger RNA of Balearica regulorum gibbericeps (East African grey crowned-crane), 142 nucleotides long. The record is from RefSeq and is a predicted model, not a curated record. Lineage: Eukaryota; Metazoa; Chordata; Aves; Gruiformes; Gruidae.